UGGAAUAAGUUACCAAAAAUGGAACAUCUUCCUCAUGUAAGCCUAGAGCAUGCUGCUUUGUCUCCAAAUGUCACUUAUAUUCGCUGGAAAGUUCAUGGAGAUUGGGUUGCUCAGCUCAACUACAAUGAUUCUAUGAAAGCAAUCAUUUCUGCCUCAAGCCAUGAGUCUACAGCCUUGGUGAUAGGCUGUGUUAUUGGAGCUACCAACAUUGAACAACAGAUGAAAGAAAUAAAAGAACAUGGGAAGGAUCUGAAGGCAAGGAGAUGGCAGGCGAGCCUAGGAGCUCCCUCUAGUCGAGCCGAGGGGGAUCAGAUUGUUUUUCGAGUUCACAAAGGGGUGAAAACAUUUGCUGUCAGUAAAAAGAACAACCUCAUAGUAACAGGAGGAAUGGAUCGAAUCAUUCGAAUGUGGAAUCCUUAUAUGCCUGGAAGGCCAACAGGUAUGCUUAGAAGCCACAUGGCCCCUGUUUUCUAUGUCUACAUAUCUGAAGAAGACAAUAAAAUAUUUUCCAUUUCAACUGACAACAUGGUUAAGAUAUGGGACAUUGAAGAUCAGAGUUGCCUAUUCACAGCCUGUUCAAAAAACAAUGGAAUUAAAGGAGAAGUCAGUGCUUGCCACUACAUCUCAAGUACCAGAUCACUUUGUGUUGCCGCGGAUGCAUUGGCUGUUCUUCAUCUAAGAUUAAGCUCGCCUCCAGAUCCCAACUUGGCGAUAUCUCACAAGGAACCAGUUUUGUGCUGCAAAUACAACAAAGUGUUCAGGCAUGUGGUGAGCUGCUCUGAGGGCUCUGUGGUCAAAGUGUGGGAUUUUGAAAGUGGAAAGCACUUGUUUGAAUUUGGCAGUGCUCAUGGUGGCUCCGCAAUAACCUGCCUUACUUUUGACCCUAGUGGAAGAAGACUUAUAACAGGAGGAAGGGAUGGCUGUUUGAAAAUAUGGAAUUACAAUAACGGACAUUGUUUGCACACUUUGAAAAGGGAAGACAAAUGUGAAGAAAUCUGUGACUGCACAUAUGUGGAGGUGAAUCGAAACAAAUAUAUCAUAGGUGUUGGAUGGGACAGAAAAAUAAACAUGUUUUAUGAUUCCACAGACAACUUCUAUCACCUCCAGAGACCUCAAGCCCAUUGGCUGGAUGAUAUAAGCCAUGGACAUAAGGAAGAUAUUCUCUGCAUUGCUCAGUGUCCACCUACUCUCCUUGCCACGUCAAGUUAUGAUGGUGAAAUUAUUGUCUGGAAUACGAUCUCAGGCCACAUAUGCCAUAAAUUCCACACUCCUGUUCUCACUUCCUCUGUUUAUACCAAAACUGAAGAUGCAAGCGUUACUCAAGUACUCUUUCUAAAGACCCGUAUUGUGAAACAUGAAUCAGCAACAUCCUCUCUUAUUUCCAAUGGGCCACAAGGCUAUGUACACUUUUGGAGUUUGUUUUCUCAUGUUCCACUUGUAGCAAGCUUCACACCUUCUAGAGAGAAAUCCCUGAUCAGCAGCAUUGCUGUCACGGCUGAUGAUUCAUAUCUGUAUGCAGCAGACGAAGAUGGGUAUGUGCAUGUCCAUGACAUCAAAGAGUAUGCUCUUCAGGAUCUAGAACAAGAAGCACCAAAAUAUGUGAAUCACUGGAGAGCUCAUAUAAAGUCAGUUCUUUCGUUAGAGGUUAUAGAUGAAGAUAACAUCCUGUUAACCUGUUCUGCUGAUCGUACAGUUCGUUUGUGGAGUCUGGCUGGAGAAUACAUUGGAACUUUUGGUCAGGUAGAACCUUGGGAUAUUUUUACUCCCAUCUCCUGGAAGCACCCCAUGGUUCCUUAUGAGAUUCUGAUUGAUCCACAAAGUAUGCCCAAUCACCCAGUGCUAGGGGGAGAGUCUUCUGGCUUGCAGAUUACAGACAAAGAUGAGAAUACUCAGGACACAGCAAACUGUAACCUCAGGUUUUCCGAAGUUAUCAAUGAAGAUAUGAAAGAAGAAAUCAACAAGCGAUUUCCCACACAAGCACCAAGUAGGAGGCUGAAGCAUGAACGUUCCAAACUUUUAAACAGACUGGUUAGCCAUGGGAAGCCAAACACUUACCACACCAUCAACUAUUAUGAAAUAGACAGUCUCCCUGGAAACUGCAAGAAGCCUGACUUGUCGAUUCUUGGGACAGACAUCUUUAACGCUCAUUACCAAAGAGUAGCUAAGCCAUAAGCACAUCAUUUGCCAGGGUGGUGAA
Heteronotia binoei (common prickly gecko) is the source of this 2197-nucleotide messenger RNA. Its product is annotated as WD repeat-containing protein on Y chromosome-like. Gene Ontology annotation, molecular function: protein binding. Bases 19 to 2172 code for a protein of 717 amino acids. The record is from RefSeq and is a predicted model, not a curated record. Lineage: Eukaryota; Metazoa; Chordata; Lepidosauria; Squamata; Gekkonidae. The transcript has 20 exons.